GACCGUUUCUUCUUCUUCUUCUUCUCGUAAGCGGCAGAGAGCAGUGAUGGCGUCUCAUUGCUGAGAUUUUGAAUUUUCAAGGAAAAGAGAGAAGAAAUAGCAGUUGAGGGGACACGAAAAUGUUCUAUUCACAGUGUCUUCUUUCUAAAAAGGGAACUUUAGGUAAUAUUUGGGUAGCCGCUCAUUGUCUUAAGAGGCUUAAGAAAGAUCAAGUGGCUCAGACGGAUAUAUCUUCUUCUGUUGAAAAGAUUCUGCUAGAUGAAGUUCCUGUUGUUACCUAUAGAAUCCUGGCAUAUCUUCUUCUGGGUGUUGUGAGAAUAUACUCCAAGAAAGUAGAGUAUCUUUACAAUGAUUGCAAUCAAGUCCUCAUCGAAAUCUGUCAGUUUGCUGGCCAGAAAAGUUCCAGUAUAGCUGUCAAUCCUAUUACAUUUGCAUCAUCUUACAUGACUGUGACUAGACCUGAGAGGUUUGAACUUGAUGCUUUUGAUCUAGAGAUUGUGGAAGACGACACCAGGCUCAUUAUGAACCCUAAUGAAGAUACUACAUAUCAAGGUACUCAUUAUGCUCGGACAAGUGGUGAUGCAGGUCAUUGUCCAUUAGACAAGUUAUACAAUGCACAGUAUCCAUCUAUUGAAACUGCUACUUGCUUUGGAGUCCCUUCUACUUCUCAAUCUGCCAAUAGAUGCAUUGAUUCACUUACUGAUGUUAACCAUGGUAAUUUGGGGAUCUCAUCACAUAAUGAAAGUACCACUAUUACGGACGAUGAAAUGGUAAAGAGCCCAUCACAUUCCAAAAGCAUAUUGCAGAACAGCAUGGAGAAUAUACGGAAUGCUAAUUUUAUACUAGAAGAGUGCCUUGAACCUAUGUUAUUCGAUGAGAGUGAAGAAGAACUAGACACCACUAGAGGAGUAGAACAAGUUAAUAUCAACACUAAUAAUGAUGGUUUCAUUGUUGAUGAAGAAGAACCUCCUGACUUGAUUGGUGAAGAGAAGAAGCAAAUGGAAGAAGAACAUAUAGUUGCUGAUGAUCCGAUGACACCAUUAAAGAAUACCGAAAGCCACCGAGUAAAUUUUAUACUUGAUGUAACUCCAGAAUCAAAGUUUCCUGCCACUUCAGAAAAUUGUUUCUUGAAUGCAGGAGUGACCACGCCAGAACUUCUGGCCGUCAGCACUCCGGCUGCAAAGGAGCGAGCUAGGAUUCCAAGGAAAAGGAAAUGCGCAUUUGAUGAUGUAAUUGUGUUAUCGAACAAAGUUGUCAAAGAGAUCAUAAAUGACGCUUCUGACCUUGUGUGUAAACGAACAAAACUUCCUCAUACAUGUCUACACAUCUGGAAAGCAACUCGGUUAUCAAAUCUCCUACAGAUUUUUUCAGAUCCCCUAGUGCCUUGUGCUGCUUAUAACAACUCGGGUUUCCUAUUCGUUAAAAAGAUGUCUAAAGCUCAAGAGAAAGAUGAAAGACAUAGAAUAGCUAGAACUACUGAAUCUGUUGAUGAAGCUGUUAAAGGCCAAGAUACAUUAGAUUAUGAUGCUCAUAGUAUAUCUCCUGUUCCAGAAAAGGACAGAGUUGAGUCGAUAUCAGCUAUUCGUGUUGGUAAUGCUAAAUCUGACAGUUUUGUACCCGCAAAGUCUUCUUUAAGCAACACAGAAGAGGGUAUUUUGUUAGAAGAGAAUGGAGAAUUAAAUUUCAGUCUUGCAGACGAGGAAAUGAAUGUCUCAGGAGGAGGCAAUCCAGAGGAUGUGCAGAAUGAGAAAUCAAAAUAUGAAUUGUCGACAAGAACAAGAAGGCUAGCAAAGUUUCUGUACAAAAACUUUGAAAACCGAAAGAAACAAAAACAGGAUGAGGAGAUAAAGUUAUCGCACGUCUUGCAGAAGAAAAGCAGUAGAGAGAGCGCAAAGGCAUUUUACGAGAUACUUGUGUUGAAGACAAGACAGUAUAUUGAUGUGAAACAAGAUAACCCCUAUGAUGAUAUAUAUUUGAAGGAAACUCCCAAGUUAAAGAGUUGUUGGGAAGAAGAUCAUGUUUAGUAGAAGUAGAAGUAGAAGUAAAAGGGUGUUAGGUGGAGGCUUUUAGCUUUUAUUUAGGAGUAAAUGGAGUUGGGAAGGUUUUGAAUGUUAAUAUUAUGUAGUUGUUUUUACAUACUAGCUACAAGAUCUAAUUUUCCUACCUGCUAAUGAAUACCAUCUCAAAAUUUAAGUUAUAAUAGUUUUUUGGGA
Molecule: messenger RNA, 2213 nt
Organism: Impatiens glandulifera
Lineage: Eukaryota; Viridiplantae; Streptophyta; Magnoliopsida; Ericales; Balsaminaceae
Product: sister chromatid cohesion 1 protein 2
Exons: 13
Coding region: 120-2024 (634 amino acids)
Biological process (GO): replication-born double-strand break repair via sister chromatid exchange; synaptonemal complex assembly; mitotic sister chromatid cohesion
Cellular component (GO): synaptonemal complex; cohesin complex
Molecular function (GO): protein binding; chromatin binding
Source: RefSeq, a predicted model, not a curated record